This is a messenger RNA of Selaginella moellendorffii, 1870 nucleotides long. RefSeq names its product AFG1-like ATPase. NCBI's taxonomy places the organism in Eukaryota, Viridiplantae, Streptophyta, Lycopodiopsida, Selaginellales, Selaginellaceae. Gene Ontology annotation, molecular function: ATP binding; ATP hydrolysis activity. The record is from RefSeq and is a predicted model, not a curated record. The transcript is spliced from 14 exons. Bases 302 to 1801 code for a protein of 499 amino acids. Gene Ontology annotation, cellular component: chloroplast; cytoplasm; mitochondrion.
CCUUGUGUUGGAGAAAGAAGGGCGGAGCGCUCCAUGAUUCGUCACACUGGGCGUGGAUGGGAGCUGGCGAGAUUCUAGAUCGCGUCACAGGUCUCUAGCAGGCGCCAUUGAUAGCAAAAGCCAGGGUUCUUUGGAGCGAUCUCCAUUCUCCACGCGUCUGGAAGAAUUUCUUGGAUAAUCUUGCCCGGAUUGUCGAGCGGGCACUAGUUUAGUCGCGGUGGCAGGGUGUUUUGGACCGAUCCUGUCGCUGCUAAUUGAUUUGGGAGUGAUUCUGGCGUAGGGGAAGAGAUUCUUUACUCCGAUGAGGGCUGGAUCGCGCAGAUUGUGUAAAGCUCUUGCGCAGGCAGCUACCAGAAGGGAUUUUUUCUCUAGGGAAGUUCUCGAGACCAGCGCUCCGGUUUAUUGUCAAGGCAGUGAAAGGAUUUUCACCCUCCAAAGGAGAUUGGCGAGUUCUACUAUCGACACAAAGAACAAUCAUCCUGCUUCCAGGCCUCCAACUCUAAAGAGUGGAAAUUCGAGAAGUUUGGAGCUAGAGAGAGCGGGACCUUUGGUCGAGUAUGAGAGAAGAAUUUCUUCUGGGCACCUUCUCCCCGGAGAUAAAUAUCAGGAGGAUGCCUUGCGAGCUCUGCAAGCUCUGUUUGACUUGCUCAAAAGCACUGCUGCGGAGAGUAGGCUUGAUAGAACGAGUGCCGAACAAUCUCACGGAAGAAGCAAGAGCUGGUGGUCUGAGUUGCUGUCUCCAAAACCAUCCGUGCCAUCAGUAAGAGGCCUCUAUUUGUAUGGCGGCGUUGGCACCGGCAAGACGAUGCUAAUGGAUAUGUUUUACGAGCAACUGCCUUCGACGUGGAGAAAGAGGAGGUUACAUUUCCACGAUUUCAUGCUGAAUGUUCACAGUCGCUUGCAAAAACUCAAAGGUGUGACUGAUCCACUAGAGAUGCUCGCUGAGGAGCUUUCGAAAGAGGCUGUCAUUCUUUGCGUGGACGAGUUCAUGGUCACUGACGUUGCGGACGCAUUAAUUCUCAACAGGCUGUUUGGACAUCUCUGGAGCAAAGGGAUUGUUCUGGUAUCCACUUCUAAUCGAGCUCCUGACCAAUUGUAUGAACGGGGCUUGCAAAGGGACUUGUUUUUACCGUUCAUUGCAUCACUAAAAGAGCGCUGCGUGGUCCAUAAAGUUGGAUCCCCUACAGACUACAGAAAACUCAAUGCAGUUGAGAAGGGGCUUUAUUUUGUUGGAGAAGGAGCGUCUGAGAUGCUCAAGGAAAAGUUCCGCGUUGUAACAAAUGGCGAAUUUACUGCACCAGCAACUGUUGAAGUUGUCAUGGGACGCAGGCUCAAGGUUCCUAUCUCCGCUAAUGGAUGCGCAUAUUUUCAAUUCUACGAACUUUGUGAGAUGCCGUUGGGUGCAGCGGAUUAUUUCGGUCUAUUCAACCAUUUUCAUACUCUCUUUCUGGAGGGCGUCCCAGUAUUUGGAUCUCAUAAUCGGGUCGCGGCUUAUAGAUUCGUUACCUUGAUAGACGUUUUGUACGAGAACAAGGCUCGUUUCGUCUGUUCCGCCGAGGCUCCUCCAAAAGAACUGCUCGAGCGGAUUGUCACAAUCGCAGACGCUCCGAAGCGUACGUCGUCAAGGUCCGCUCGGAACGACGAUGCGGAUUUACUCGUGGAUAACGAGCUGGGAUUCGCGAAGGAGCGAACUAUCAGCAGGUUGAUCGAGAUGCAAACCAAGGAAUACAUUGAUGAUCACGCAGCGUCUCGUCUUGACGAUGACAAUGAUAGCCCAGUGGCUACAGGCACAGAUUCGUGAUGUUUGCCACAAAUAAAAUUCUGUAUUUCGAAUAUUCUGGAGUAUGCUAGCAUAUUUUUGGUCACUGCU